AUGGCUUUCUUACUCAACAAAACGAGCUUCUCUCAGCUUCGUCUCCAUCCCCAGAAGGCUGAUGAUUCGCUAUCAUUAUCGAGACGCGGGUUUCAUGUCGAACCAGGGGCUCGCGAGAAGGCUCUUUUGGCUGAGGACCCAGUGCUAAAGCGCUUCAAAUCACACAAGAAAGGUGUGUGGCGUCUUAAGAGACUGGGGGAUGUUCUAACUAUUGUUGUUGUAGCCGGAUGUUGCUACGAGAUAUAUGUUAAGGCAGUAAUGCGAGAAGAGGCUCGCAAACAGGGAAGUGGAAGUGGAAGUGGUGGUGGUGGUGGUGGUGGUGGUGGUGGUGACAGUCACUGA
This is a messenger RNA of Ilex paraguariensis (yerba mate), 342 nucleotides long. The record is from the annotation of a GenBank genome assembly. Lineage: Eukaryota; Viridiplantae; Streptophyta; Magnoliopsida; Aquifoliales; Aquifoliaceae.